UGAAAGUUAGAGUUGAGCAACAAAACCUGCCAUUUCCCAGCUAAUGCAGAAAUUGUAGGGAUUAACACCGAGAAACUGAAACGGGAUCUAAUGCCACAUUGUUCUCCCCCGCAAAAAUCAACCUCUUCUCCCCCACAUCGAUCGCCCAUCACCGUGCUAACCUAAAACAGACACGGGCCGACGCCAUAUUGACGGAGCAAAAUGGCUGCUGGGAACAUUAGCUAACAGUUACCCAGCUAGCUACAAGCUGCUCCGUCCACCUCUACCUUCCCAUUGACUGCAGGAUGAUAACAGCGGGAAAGGCAUAUUAGUAAGAAGGGCACAAGGCCAUUGAAACUCCAAGGGGGAAAACUCUGCUAUUUGACAAUGAUCAAGUUUCUGCUGAUGGUCAACAAACAAGGGCAGACUCGACUGUCCAAAUACUACGAGGACAUAGACAUGGCCAAGAGGGCUUCUUUAGAGGUGGAUGUCAUCAAGAGCUGCCUUUCACGAAGAAAAGAUGAGUGCUCUUUUGUGGAAUACAAGGACUAUAAGCUAGUAUAUCGCCAAUAUGCUGCCCUCUUCAUUGUUGUCGGGGUCAGUGACACUGAGAAUGAGCUUGCAGUUUAUGAACUGGUACACAAUUUUGUGGAAGUACUGGAUAAGUAUUUCAGCCGUGUGAGUGAGCUGGAUAUCAUGUUCAACCUGGAGAAAGUACAUAUCAUCCUGGAUGAGAUGAUUCUGAAUGGACAUAUUGUGGAGACCAAUAAGACCAGCAUCCUCACUCCGUUACUGGUUCUGGAUAAAGUGGCAGAGACUUAGCAUGAGAGCUGAAGUGCAAAGUCAUUUGCAUGGCUACUUGGCUACAUAUAUUAAUCUGGAAAUAAAUAAAAUUGAGUAAUA
Molecule: messenger RNA, 882 nt
Organism: Paramormyrops kingsleyae
Lineage: Eukaryota; Metazoa; Chordata; Actinopteri; Osteoglossiformes; Mormyridae
Gene: ap4s1
Product: adaptor related protein complex 4 subunit sigma 1
Biological process (GO): protein transport
Source: RefSeq, a predicted model, not a curated record